This is a messenger RNA of Lodderomyces theae, 372 nucleotides long. RefSeq lists its product as uncharacterized. The transcript has 2 exons. The record is from RefSeq and is a predicted model, not a curated record. The coding region runs from base 1 to 372 and encodes 123 amino acids. Lineage: Eukaryota; Fungi; Ascomycota; Pichiomycetes; Serinales; Debaryomycetaceae.
AUGAAUGGUAAAACCAGUAAAGAACAGCAAAUGGCACAGCAAGUUCAGAACAACAAAAAAAGUGAAGGAAUAGAGUCAAUCCCAGAAGGAUUAGCAUAUGCAAUGCAUAUGCCUUUUAUAAAACAGGCAGUAACAAACAAAAGCCCAGAUAUCAUUACUCAAAGAUACUCACAUCAAGUUACAAUCAAAUGGGAUAUACCAGCAGAUUUAGAGGAAAAGAUGCCUCUGGCUUCGAAUAAAGUUGAAGAAGGUGAUGCAAUUUACAAUGAGUCAGUUUCAUCUAAUGAUGAAGGAAAUUCGAGAUUUGAUGGUGAUGAUAGCAAGUUUGUCAACAAUACCGAUUGGGAUCCUGAUCAUCAAAUCAGUGAGUAA